AUGGCCGAUCGACGCAACUGGAAUUGGAGAAGAAUGUCGAGUGUUCCAAGCUUUGAUCUGUUUCUUUAUGUGGGCGGUUAUUGGUCAGAGGAAGGUUUAUAUCAUGGUGGAGAGUCACAUAUGGUGGGUACAAUAGCUGAAGACGGUUUUAGCUUAAGUGCGGUAUGUAUGUAUGUGAAAGAACUUUACGGGUAUGAUGACAACAUGAGCAAGGUGUCAUGGUUUCCACCAGAAACGCCUCACAAGAAAGAAGACAUAGAAGGUGAUGAGAUGUUAAGAAGAAAAGUGCUUCAUUAUGCUUUGGGUUCAGGAGCGAUGACUUUGUAUGUGGUUAGGGAAGACGAUCCGUAUAUUGGGAGGCAUUUAGAUUCAGAAGCAGAGGCAGGUUCAGAGGCAGAGGCUGAUGACCGGCAAGAAAAAGAAGAACAAGAACAAGAUCAGAAUGUGUUUAAUGAAAGUAGUAGCGACAGUGAUUUGGCUAAUGUUGUAGCACAAGUUGAUGAGAGCAAAUAUCAAAAGUUUAGGUUGGGGCAAGAGUACAAGUCAAUUGAGUCUUUCAAGAGUGCUAUAACUCGAUAUGCAGUGAGAAAGAGAAGAGACCUUAAGUAUGAGAAAUCAUAUAAACAAGUUCACAUCUCACACGAGUCGCCUUUUAUCGAGCAAAAUUCUCACCAAAAUCAAAGAAGAGCCGAGAAGAGAGUGAAAGCAAUUCUUGUCAGCCGUACCACAAUCUUCUCGCCUGAAGGUCGUCUCUACCAAGUCGAGUACGCGAUGGAAGCCAUCGGAAACGCCGGUUCCGCGAUCGGAAUCUUAUCCAAAGACGGUGUAGUCUUGAUCGGCGAGAAGAAAGUCACCUCGAAGCUCCUCCAAACCUCAACCUCCACCGAGAAAAUGUACAAGAUCGAUGACCACGUCGCAUGUGCCGUGGCUGGUAUAAUGUCCGACGCCAACAUACUCAUCAACACGGCUCGAGUCCAAGCUCAACGAUACACUUUCAUGUACCAAGAGCCCAUGCCGGUCGAGCAGCUGGUUCAGUCUCUCUGCGACACUAAACAAGGGUACACGCAGUUCGGUGGUCUUCGUCCCUUUGGCGUCUCUUUUCUCUUUGCAGGAUGGGACAAGAACUAUGGUUUCCAGCUAUAUAUGAGUGACCCGAGUGGGAACUAUGGUGUAAAUUUUUUGCCAUACCACCUACAUAAAGAGGGAUUGAUUUCGUCAAAGCUUUUGACCUGGAUGGAGUGUAAUAAAGUUCACCCCGAAGCAAGCAUGUUAACUUAUUCAGAGUUUCCUUCAAAGUGGAUAUGGGAUUCCAAAAGACAUCGUUGGAGACCUAAGUCUCAUGGUUCACCAAGUUGUGGUUUAAUGUAUUAUCCAGAAACAUUAGAAGAGAUCACUAGCUGCUCAGAUAACAACCAUUACAGCCGUGCUUUCGUCUCUGAGGGUUUAUAA
Molecule: messenger RNA, 1449 nt
Organism: Thlaspi arvense
Lineage: Eukaryota; Viridiplantae; Streptophyta; Magnoliopsida; Brassicales; Brassicaceae
Source: the annotation of a GenBank genome assembly